Molecule: messenger RNA, 2290 nt
Organism: Aphis gossypii (cotton aphid)
Lineage: Eukaryota; Metazoa; Arthropoda; Insecta; Hemiptera; Aphididae
Product: ring canal kelch homolog
Exons: 11
Coding region: 405-2153 (582 amino acids)
Molecular function (GO): protein binding
Source: RefSeq, a predicted model, not a curated record
AGACAGUUGUUGUAGUUGAGUUUGAGACGUUUGAGUAGUUGUGGCCUAAGAUAUCUUAGUCCGUGGUAGUGGCGUAGUGCACGAGUGCACGACUAUAUAGUGCCUUAGUCAGUUCACCCUGUAUAUGACAAAUUAAAUUUAUUUUGUCAUGAAUCUGUAGUCCUGUGCUCUGUAGAUAGUGUUCAGUUAUUUCAGUAUUACAAUUACUGAACUACACCACGUGUUACAACAAUACAACUGUUGACUUAGACACUUUGUAGUUACUUACUUAGUAUAUAUUAAUGCUUUAGUCAUUAGGUAGUCAAUAAACUGCCUUAAGAGUCCUACUGGCUGCCUCCAGUGCCAUACGCCCACGUGCAAUUUAAUAUUGAACCCUUAAAUAGACACAGCAAAAACAAGGUACUAUGUCUGUGAAAGAGGAGAUGGAUUCUGUACAAAAGCUUGAUCUGAAAUCCUAUAAGUAUGAAUCUGAAAGUUUUACAAACAAUUUUCACAAAGACAAAAUGUUUGAAGUACUUCAAUCUUCCCGCAAUAAAAAUGACAGAUUUUGUGAUAUUAAAUUACAAACAGAUGACGGUACUGUAAUAUAUGGACAUAAAAAUAUAUUGGCAUCGGCUACCCCAUACUUCAAUGCUAUGUUUUCUAAUUUUGGUGAAAGCAACAAAGAUCUUGUUAAUAUAAAAAAGCUUGACUCCACUAUUUUAAAACUUUUGAUUGACUAUAUUUAUACAGGAAAAAUCAUGAUUACCCGAGAAAAUGCACAGGUUGUGUUAGCAGCUGCAAAUCUCUUACAGCUAGAAUAUGUAAAACAAGCAUGUGUUGAGUUUAUACAAAAACAACUGGAUCCUUCAAAUUGUCUUAGUAUUAAAGUAUUUGCUGACUUAAACAACUGUAUUGAACUGUUGUCAAAAUGUGAAGAAUUCAUUAAAAAACAGUUUUUAGAAAUGGUUAAAUAUGAUGAGUUUUUAUCUUUAUCAUCUGAAGAAGUGAUUAAGUUAAUCUCCUGCAAUGAUAUUGCUGUUCCAUUUGAAGAAAAAGUGUAUGAAUGUGUUCUUAAAUGGGUAAAACAUGAAUUGAAUCUGAGAAAACAUUUAUUACCCAAUCUAAUGGAACAUGUGCGUUUGUCAUUAAUUUCGAAAGCGUAUUUAUUAGAAAAUGUAGUUAAUGAACAUCUUCUAAAUAAUGAUCCUAAAUGUAAAAAUUAUGUAUUUGAAGCAUUACAUUUUAAUCUAAUUAAGUCUGUAAAUCCUUCCGCUAUUCCAGAAACUAUUCGGAAUAAACCUAGACGGUUACCAAAAAUUGUUUUAGUGUUUAGUUGGUGUAGUUCAAAAAACAAGUGUAUUAUAAGCUGGUACGACCCAGCAACCAACCAAGUGCAGAUUGCAUCAGAAAAUACUGACUUCCGUCAGUCAUCUAAUGUGUGCGUUGUAAAAGAUCAAUUUGUGUUUGUUGUGAAUUGUGAACAGCAGUCUGUUGUAAUGUUAGAUACAUACUUACAAUCACACUGUUUUGUUCGCAAGCCAGAUUUGUUAGUUAGUCGACUAUCAUUAAGAAUUGGUGUAUUAAAUGAUUGUAUAUAUGCUAUUGGCUGCGAUGAUGAAAUCUAUUCUUAUUCUUAUGAUUAUCGUAUUGUAAAUACUGUAGAAGUUUUUAGUCUCGAUACUCAAAAAUGGCAAAUGGUAACAAGUAUGCCUAGUAAGAAAAGCGAUUUUGGGGUUGGAGUGCUCAAUAACCUCUUAUACGCAGUAGGAGGUUAUAGUGGUGGAUAUUUGAAAUCUGUUGAUUGUUAUGAUCCCAUUAAAGACAGUUGGGCCCCAAUUGCAGAAAUGUCAAUAAGCCGGAAUAAUGUUGGUGUAGGAGUUUUGGACGGCAUAAUGUAUGCUAUUGGUGGAUCUAAUGAAUCAGAAAUUCAUAAAAGUGUUGAAGCUUAUAAUCCCAGUGAUGGAGUUUGGACAUCGAUUGCUGAUAUGCAUAUGUGCCGAGAUAACCCUGGAGUAGUGGCAUUAUAUGGUUUAUUAUAUGUUAUUGGAGGAAAUAAAUAUAAUUCUGUUGAAAUCUAUAAUCCUAAAACCAAUUCCUGGUCAAUGAAAACAGUAUCAAUAAGUGAUCCAAUUUAUGGAGCGGUGGUCGUUAAUAGACCACCAUAUUUAUAAUUAAUAAUUAGCAUACACAAUCUUUUUAACUAUAUUUGUAUUUUCUAUGAUAAUAUAUAAAAUAGUGUUUUAAGUUUCCAUAUUUUUAAGAUUUGAUUGUUUACUAUUAAAAUAUAUUUACAAAUUUUGCCUAAAUA